ACAAAAUGGCGGAGUGUCUUGUAAAAUUUUUACCGGAGGAUGUUCCAGGGGCAAUUUUACCUUGCCCUUUGUUAGAAGAUAACACCUUUGAAGACCUCAAACGAUACGUGGAGACCAGAGCCUUUACAGUGGGAAAGCAAGAGUCAAAAGUGAAGCUUCUUAAAAGAAUUUCAGAUCUCAAGUCGAGUGGGCUGGACAAAUUUAUCGUCGAUCCAGAUGGGGAUGUACAGUAUGCAAUCAUCGAAGAGCACGUGAGACAAAAAAUUCCAGAUAUUUCUCCCCCCUUGUUGAAAAAUUGGACGAAGGACAUGGCAGUACCCACAGAUUUUUCCUAUAGUCAUUUAUAUGAAUAUCUUGUCAAAAGAACUAUUACAAUUCUGAAGGUAAACACCAAAUCAAAAAACACACAUUUGGAAGGGAAGUCAAAAGACAGAGACCUCUACAAGAAUAUGCAAGUCACAAUACUGUACAAGAUCCUACAGUGGAUUUCAAAUACUUAAAGGAAAAUAUCA
Messenger RNA from Actinia tenebrosa (Australian red waratah sea anemone), 512 nucleotides. RefSeq lists its product as uncharacterized. The record is from RefSeq and is a predicted model, not a curated record. NCBI's taxonomy places the organism in Eukaryota, Metazoa, Cnidaria, Anthozoa, Actiniaria, Actiniidae. Gene Ontology annotation, molecular function: zinc ion binding.